This is a messenger RNA of Trypanosoma rangeli, 432 nucleotides long. RefSeq lists its product as uncharacterized. The transcript has a single exon. Lineage: Eukaryota; Euglenozoa; Kinetoplastea; Trypanosomatida; Trypanosomatidae. The record is from RefSeq and is a predicted model, not a curated record. Bases 1 to 432 code for a protein of 143 amino acids.
AUGGCGGCAAUGCGAAACCCGCACACGCCUCCACAAAAACAAAGAGACUGGCGAUAUUACGCUACUAAACUAUUUACCAUUUUGGUUUUGUCUUGUGUGGUAAAGGUCUCUCGCCUGGUUGAGGUGAUGCUGCGUUCCCGCAACAUCAUUCAACACGUCAUGUGGAUCUCCUAUCUGUGCUACGCCGUAUUCUUUGCUCUGUGGAUCUACACCGCUCUUUUUGUUCAGCCCCGGCACCCUAAUUGGAGCGAAACGCAUAAAUGCUUGUUGCACAGUGCCACGGGUGCGGCGACAGCCGGAGGAGUUCUCUGGAAUAUCGCAAUGUGGCCGGUCUAUCACAUCUGGACGAUACCGCUUGGAAUUGUGGUGUUGGUGCUGUUUCUUGACAUCGUCGAAGUCAUCCCGUGGCCUUUGCAGAAGCUUAAAAGAUGA